Messenger RNA from Penicillium hordei, 522 nucleotides. RefSeq lists its product as uncharacterized. The record is from RefSeq and is a predicted model, not a curated record. NCBI's taxonomy places the organism in Eukaryota, Fungi, Ascomycota, Eurotiomycetes, Eurotiales, Aspergillaceae. Gene Ontology annotation, biological process: transmembrane transport. Gene Ontology annotation, molecular function: myo-inositol:proton symporter activity. Gene Ontology annotation, cellular component: membrane. The coding region runs from base 1 to 522 and encodes 173 amino acids. The transcript has 3 exons.
AUGGAGAAGCAGUUGAUUGCUGAGUCGGGAUUUUCCAAGAGCGACAACAUGUUUGUUCGUUUUGUCGAAUUAUUCAUGGUGCCCCGUCUGCGUCGUGCCGUCCAAGCCUCGGGUAUUGUGAUGAUCGUCCACUGGCCGGUGCACGAAGCUUAUUGCAUCAUUCGGGUUCGGCGUCAUCGAUUUCGUGUUCGCCUGGCUGGGUUCUGUUUCUGGAUUCCCACAAGCAGUAACGCGCACAUUGUUUUGAUCACAUUCUUCGUCUACCUCUUCGACCCAUUCUAUUCUCCUGGCGAAGGACCAGUUCCGUUCACCUACUCUGCCGAGGUGUUUCCGUUGUCCCACCGUGAAGUUGGAAUGGCCUGGGCGGUUGCAACUAACAAGUUCGGGGUCCCGGCCCGAACUCAUGCUAAAUACCAACUCACUAAGGUCACCCAAGAUUAUGCUGCAGCCGCCGGAACCGCUGGUGUUCCGGAGAAGCAUGCGAUGGCCGACGAGAAUAAGCGUUACGCCGAACACGUUUGA